This is a messenger RNA of Trichobilharzia szidati, 2004 nucleotides long. The record is from the annotation of a GenBank genome assembly. NCBI's taxonomy places the organism in Eukaryota, Metazoa, Platyhelminthes, Trematoda, Strigeidida, Schistosomatidae.
AUGAAUUGGAAUGGUGGAAAUGUAGCAACUUCCGUUGGAGGGGGACAGAAAGUUAAUUUAUUAAAACAUGAGCUGUCAAACACCGUUUAUCCAGAUGAUCAACUUAUUAUCUUUGUUGAUAGCUAUGAUGUUGUUUUCAUGCAAACUUUGGAAAAGUUACUCCAAGAAUAUCAGAAGUUUGAAUCAAAAGUGGUGUUCUCGGCAGAGGAGUUUUGUUGGCCAAAGGCAGAUCUAAAAGAUUUGUAUCCUGAGGUAAAGCCUGGUGAAAAACGAUAUCUGAACUCUGGAGGAUUUAUUGGACCAGUAUCUAAUCUAAUUAAAAUCGUGAACCAUGCGCCUAUUAAAGACGAUGACGAUGACCAGCUAUACUACACAAAUAUAUUUCUUGACUCUACACUAAGAAAAGAAUAUGAUAUUCAGUUGGAUAAAACUUCGAGAAUUUUUCAAAAUCUUAAUGGAGCAUUCAACGAUGUUGAAUUACGCUUUACUGAUGAGACAGGAUACUUAUUUAAUAAAGUAUUUUCUACGACACCAGUUAUUGCUCAUGGUAAUGGGCCAAUAAAGGUGGAAUUCAGUUCGCUGUCAAACUAUCUUGCAUAUUCAUGGACACCUUCACGAGGAUGCCAACAAUGUGAAGAAAAUAAUAUUCAUCUCAAUGAUCACACAAAGCAGGAAUAUCCUCUGAUAGUCAUGGGGAUUUUCAUUGAAUACCCAACACCGUUUAUUGGAAAGUUCUUUCAACGAGUAGCAGAGCUGUCAUAUCCGAAGUCUCGAAUUCAUAUAGUGGGCCACAGAGCGAGAACGGCAAAAAACCAACUCCCAUUCAUAGAACAUUUUAAUGACACGUUUGGACACGAGUACCUCUCGAUAAAUUGGCUCGACGAGGAACUUAGUGAAGAGGCAGCAAGGAAGAGAGUAUUUGCGUAUUGUCUAUCAGUUGAGGACUGCAAGCACGUAUUUGUAUUAGACAGUAUCGCUCAGCUAACCAAUCCGAAAACCUUGGACCACUUAGUUAAGAUGAAUCGAUCAAUAAUUGCACCAUUAUUAACAAGAAGAGGAAAGGCGUGGUCGAACUUUUGGGGAGCACUGGGCAGUGAUGGGUUUUAUACUAGGUCGGAAGACUACAUGGAUAUAAUCAGUUAUAAUACAAGUGGAAUUUGGAAUGUUCCCCUAGUUCGUAGUGCCUAUUUAACCUCACGAUGGGCGGUGCGUAAGUUGAUUGACGCAAAACUAGGGAACGAAAUCGACAUGAACUUCGCCAAGGAAGCAAGAGAUAAAAAUGUUUUCAUGUUUGUGGAUAAUCAAAUGGAAUUCGGGUACUUGAUGAAUGCUGACAAUUACACUAAUGAUCACCUCCACAACGACUUGUGGCAAAUAUUCGACAAUCCACAGGACUGGGAAGAACAUUAUAUACAACAGGAAUACUUCAACUUUUUGAAAACUGAAAUCACAAUGGCAGACGUUGAACAACCAUGUCCCGAUGUGUUCUGGUUUCCCCUAUUAACAGAAACGUUUUGCAAGCAACUUAUUGAAGAGAUGGAAAAUUUUGGAGAGUGGUCAAAUGGGGAUAACCACGACCCACGACUUGAAGGGGGCUAUGAAAAUGUACCUACACGCGAUAUCCAUAUGCGCCAAGUCGAUUGGGAAGAGCACUGGCAACACGUCUUGGGGAAAUACAUAUACCCAAUACAGAAAAAGCUUUACGAGGGAUACGAAGACAGACCACGAGCACGCAUGAAUUUUGUUGUCAGAUACAGACCGGAAGAACAACCCUCAUUGAGACCACAUCAUGAUGCAUCUUCGUAUACGCUUAAUAUAGGACUGAACCAACCCGGGAAAGACUAUCAGGGAGGAGGAGUUCGCUUCAACCGGUAUAACUGUUCAAUCAUAGAUACACGAGUUGGUUGGGUUGUAAUGAGUCCCGGAAGGGUGACACAUUUACAUGAAGGGCUACCAACAACAAAAGGAACUCGAUAUAUCUUUGUCACUUUUGUAAACCCUUAA